UAUUGGAUAUUUUCAAUUUGAAUUCCAUUUUAAUUGAAAUUGUUAAUAAUAAAUGAGAACAAAUAGUAUAGAAAAUUCUUGUAUGUAAAGAGUGACCACCGCAAUAAUUUAGUUAUAGUAUUAUAAUUAUUCAAAAUUUAUAAACAAAUAUUAGGAGAGAUGAAAGCAGCUUGUGUAUUUUACAAUUAGAAAAGUAAUUAUUACUAAUACUAUUUUAGCGUAUCUGGGACCAACCAUAUUUUUGGUAUUGCAGGUAGGUUUACAUGUUUGGGCUUACAAAGACUUCCUCAUGAAUUGCCACAUUUUCGGGUUGUUAUAUUAAUGAACUAUCAACAAUAGACCCUUGAUAUUUCUUACAAGUGGAUUGUAUUUCAUAGUACGUUUCAAAGAUCCUGGAACUAUUCCAAUAGUUAAAGUAGAGCUUCCACUUGAGAAUAAUCAAAUCGAAGUAAAGAUUGAAAAUAAUGAAAAAAGAGAAGUACUCAAUGCUUAGGCAAAUGAUGAAUCUCAAGGUUAGAUUUCAUUGGAUCAAUUCAAAGAUGGUCCAGACAAUGAAAUCACAAUAUAAAAGUAGAAUUGUACAGGAUUAUCUUUUUAUAGAUAUUAUCCAGAGUAAUAGCAAUAACAAUAGACAGACAAUCAGCAAAUCAUAUCAGGUAGAGGAAUGCUGUCAUCGCCUUCCUCUGAGUAGGCCAAGAUAAAUACUCCAUAAAAAUAAACUUGUAUAAGCACAUCAAAUGCAGUUAUGCCUCCAAUAUUGACAACAGAAAGGAGAUUCUGCAUGCAAUGCUUAAAUGAAUAACCUAUGAGAGCCAAACACUGUUAAUAUUGCAAGAAAUGUGUUCCAUUGUUCGAUCACCAUUGUCCUUGGAUUGGCAUAUGCAUAGGCGAAAAGAAUAAGCUUCUGUUUCUGAUUUACAUGUUCGUCCAAAUUGCUUAGUUAAUAGUGGGUAUUCGAAUCUCGGUUCAGAAUAUUGGAUUGCUGGUGGUUAUGGGGGUUAUUGUGCUUUUGCUGACUAGUCUAUUGGGAUUUCAUGCGUUUUAUGUAGCCAAGAAUAUUACAACAUGUAAAGUGAUCAAUAAUCUCAGGGGAAUACUUGAGUUGGAAAAGGAUUUCGUAUAUCAAUUAGAAUUCAAGAUAUCCAUUUGACAAAGGUGUGAUCAAUAAUGUUAGGUUGCUUCUCCAAAUCUCAUGCGAAAAACAGAUUUACGAUUGGUAAAUAUAAUCUUAAUGA
This is a messenger RNA of Paramecium octaurelia, 1235 nucleotides long. NCBI's taxonomy places the organism in Eukaryota, Ciliophora, Oligohymenophorea, Peniculida, Parameciidae. The record is from the annotation of a GenBank genome assembly.